Messenger RNA from Conger conger (European conger), 882 nucleotides. RefSeq names its product fucolectin-1-like. NCBI's taxonomy places the organism in Eukaryota, Metazoa, Chordata, Actinopteri, Anguilliformes, Congridae. The transcript is spliced from 5 exons. The record is from RefSeq and is a predicted model, not a curated record. Bases 147 to 677 code for a protein of 176 amino acids.
GGCACGAUCACCCUUUUUCUUCAGCCUAGACUCUGGAAUGGCUAAUAAUGAUGUAUCUGAGGCUGGGCUUAUAAAAACGCAAGAAACCACAGUGUAAACUCUCGAAAGACUAGAUCUACCUGUGAACCUGCUACCUUACUGACAGGAUGAAGGUGAUAAUCUUACUUGUUCAGAUCGCGGCACUUUCAGCCGUCAAGCCAGGCUCAGUUCCUCCAGGAUUUACAGAAGAGAACGUGGCUUUACGCGGCAAGGCCACUCAAUCAGGGCUUCUAUCAGGCUCUGGGGCAGCCUACGCCGCCAUUGAUGGAAACCGAGAUCCUGAUUUCCGCCAUGGGUCCUGUGCCCACACCUCAAUCAGCCCCAACUCCUGGUGGAGGGUGGACCUGCUGAGGUCCUACUUAAUCACCUCCGUCACAAUCACCAACAGAAGAGACUGCUGUGGAGACAGGAUCAAUGGAGCUCAGAUCCUCAUCGGCGACUCCCUGGAGAACAACGGCAUCAAUAAUGCACGGUGCAGCAAGAUUGAAACUAUGACAGCAGGAGAGACUAAAACCUUUCCCUGUCCCGGGCUAAUGCUGGGACGCUACGUGACGGUGCAUCUUCCAGGAGCGAACUACCUUCAGCUCUGUGAAGUGGAAGUGAAUGUUUUGCUUCCUCCUGCUAACUUUUGUGGCUGAUACCACAUUUAAGGCUGGUCACUUUAGCCCGGUGUAGUUUGUAAGAAGUUGGGUAAAGAAAUCAAUUUUGGGAUCAAGUUUUAUUUCCUGCUUUUCAUGUACGCAACACUUGCUGAACACUUGCACUCCUGUUCUUUCUCUGAGUCAGUUCAUUGAUUGAUUUUCUUUGUAGCGCAUCAAAUAAACAUCUCAUUUUAAGCAUUGA